AUGGCCUCCUCUUCCCUCGCGGCACAGUUGUCGCAGAUUGCGGCCAAAUCCACGAACCAGUUGAAUUUGCGGGCGCAGAGGAUCCUACAUUCGCAGUCGUUGAUUUUCGACAGGCAAGUGGCCGGAUCUCAGGAUUUUCAGACCAUCUAUGAAAUUUGCUACGAAGGGUUCCAAGAACUAUGUCAGUUGGACCCGCGGUUUGCGCAGUUCGAGCGCACCAUCUUCAGCGAACAGAGCCAGGCCGAAGAACGAACGGAGAUGACGGCGGCUCAGAACAAAGAACUGGAUACGGUUCUGGAGGCUUUUCUGGCUCUUGUGGGAGGGAGACUGCUGUUGAGUCCCGCUGUCAAAGCAGUUGACUGGCUGAUCCGGCGCUUUCGGAUCCAUGAGUACAAUACCGCGUUCACCAUCCUCACCUUCCUACCGUACUAUACGACUCCUCUCUUUUUGAACCUCCUGGCCAUCCUCCCGGAGGAUCUGACCCCGGCGUUCAAAAUCCUCAACCCGUACAAGAAAGGCCUCGUCAACCCUCCCCGUCACCCUCUGGUCCAUAGUGCGACAACCAACAAGCUAUUCCUGGCUGCGAUCAAUAACUAUACCCUCCAGGUGGGCCGACAACGGGCAGGCCACCAUGCACUUCUGUCCUUCUGGGCGGGAAUCAUGACCGAAGCCGUUGCGGGAAUGUUGGAUGCAGCCCGCUCCGGUAGACGGGCGGUCGAGAAACAACAACACGACGAUAUCAUACUCCGGGUGCUUCCGGUGCUGAAUGACGGGUUGGCCUUGAAGGAAGUCUCGGAACUGGUGAUCGGCUGCUACAUGGUCUGCGUGAUUCUUGCACAGAAGGCCGCGUUGCAGGAUAAGGUCCUCGAUGGUCUGAUGGAGGCAGUUGCAGGUUCCUGGACCGAAGAGACGGUGAGCUCGGCCCUAAUUUGCUUGUCCGUCCUAGCACAGCAGAAGCCCGACGCAACGAUACCCAAGCACGUCUUCAAGGCGAUCCUUCGACUUGACAACCCCAUUCAGCUGCUGUCGGAAACAUCGGCACAGUACAAGACGACUCACCUGUUCCUUGGGCUUGUGGCUGGCUGCGUCGAAGAUCUUCACCAGCAGAAGGAUUUGACUCGCCUGGAAUUUUUGUCGCUUAUGUUUGAGAGCCAGCUGUUCAAAGAGGACGAAAUUGGCAAGGCAAUGGCGCUGGUGUUGACGGCUUCCAGCAAUGCCCACAAGGACGGCGUGAUCUCGUUGGACGUUCAGACCCAUCUGGCGGAUUUGGUCCAGCAUUUCAGCCGUUUAGAGUCCCUCCGGCCCAUCUUCCAGAAGACCAUUGCCGAAUCAUCUCUUGAUACUACCGCCCUGGAACACAAUCUGCAGACCGUCCUUGAAUCGGCACCGUCGCCCAAGGCCGUGGAGGAUGUGGAGAUGGAGAAUGCAAAGGAGGAAACCGGUCCAGAUGCUUUCCAUUCGGCUCUUGAACCCCUGGCAGGGGAGAUCUUGUUCAAGUCCUCGUUCCUUGGUGCCCAAUCUAUCACAGUGUUCGACCGUCUUGUCCAGGCCUUUGCACUUGGGGUUGGAUCCCAGGAGAAGCUUGAUUCUUUCUCCGAUUUGGUGGUCCUUGGAAAAGCUGAAGCCACCAAAGCACCCCAGUAUCUGUCAUUCUUUGUCCGAGUCUUCUCCGGCCCGUAUCCCAUCGGCACCAGGGCGACAGCAUUGAGCAUGGUCACUGCGCUACUCAACUCCGCCUCGUCAAAGGACAUUGAUUUCCAGGCCCUGUUGCCCUUCCUAUUCAUUGCACUUGCCGAUCAAUCAGAGAGAAUCCGUCGCGAGGCCGCCGGGGGCUUAGCUGUUCUCGGUGGAUUAUACAAGAAGAGCAAAAAGGUGGAGAGCCAAGUAACAUGGGCUCGGGACACACUCUACGGACAAGGAAAGCAGUCAAAGGACAUCUACUGGCUGCCUAGCCGGGAGGCGCACAAGAUCCUGGAGCGCGCAUUCCUCCCAGGGUUGGAAGAAUGCAUUCUAGAUCCAGCGCAUAUUGGCCGUGUUCUCGAGGCGACAUUGCGGGGCGGCCCCGGGCCUGAUUCGGGAGCCUCCGAGAUCAAGAAGUCCAUGCGACUGAGUCUUUUCACUUUCCUUUGCUCUCAUGCCGUUCAGCUGCCGCUGUUGGCACCGAAGCUUGAGUUGCUAAAACUGCUCAGCCGGAUCGACAAGGCGGGUGGCACUACUCGCACCAAGGAGCUCGAAUCGUUGUUGAAAUCGUGGCGCGAUCUGAGCGAGCCCCAAGCCAAGGAAGCUUGCGACAAGGAGCGGAUCUCCCUGUCGGAGAUGGAGGGCCAGGUGGUUGCUAUCGUCACGCCGAAGGAGAAGGAUGCCGUGACACUCCUUCUGUCUCACAUUAGCCCUUACUCCGAGUCCCUCAGCUCCUCCUUUGUUCAGGCUGUCUUAGGACGCAUGAGGGACAUUUGGGCCAAAGUCCCAGAGGAUCGGCAGGUUGCGGCCGCCCAGCAAAUGUUUGAAAUCUCUACGACGCAAUCAGAAUCACCCCUUGUCAGCGGUUGUAGGGAUGUGCUUCGCGGCGUCGAGCUCCCCGGGCCUGUGCUUCUCAAUUUCCUGCAGAAAAUUCCUGCCUCGGUCGUGGACAUGGAGUCUCUGGGACCCGCGCCGAAGAGGAGACGCACCAGCCAGAAUAACAUGGUUGCGAUGACUGUCAAAGAUGAAGCCAACCUGAGUAAGGUCAUGGAGAUGGUGACGUUUAUCCUGGAAUUGGUAGACAGUUCGACCCCGGAGACUCAUCCGGAGCUGGCCGAUGGCUUGUUCCAGACCUUGGCUGCUCUUCAUCAUCUGAAGUCGCAGAUCCAGUCUGGAAUGAGCUACCUUUUGAGCCUGGCCCUGGGCAGCCUUUUGGCUAUCGUCAACCGGUCCAAGGGCAACGCGAAGCCGUCGUUCGACACUUCCGUGAUCCGGGCCGAUCUGGUCGUGGAUUGCGUUCGCACCACGGACAGUCCUCAGGUGCAGAAUGUCGCCCUCCUUCUAGUAGCAGGGCUAUCCGUCAUUGCGCCGGAACUGGUGCUACAUAGCGUGAUGCCCAUCUUCACAUUCAUGGGAUCGAGCGUAUUGAGGAAAGACGACGAGUACUCGGUUUCCGUGAUCGAUCAGACUAUCGACCAAGUCGUGCCAGCUCUCAUCCAGUCAUUGCGUAACCAGAAGCGUGAUGUCGUGUCGGGCACAUCAGAGUUGCUGCUCAGCUUUACCGCUGCGUUUGAGCAUAUCCCGUCGCAUCGACGCCUGCGACUUUUCCAUGCUCUGAUUACCAAGCUUGGCACAACGGACUUCCUGUUCGCUGUUCUGGCCAUGCUCGCCAACCGGUACUCGAUGGAUAAGGAUGUGCUGAUCCUGAUGACUGGGCUGGUGUCCGAUGCGGACGCGCCGGUCGAGCUUAGCACAUACAACAAGUACCUCGACCUAGUCAUCGAUUCGUUCCAGUCGAAGCCCGGUGUCUCGCAGGUGCUCCUCGGCAUCGGAAGUGACGACGGGCGAGAGCCUCAAAAAGUGGCAGUGGAUCUGUUGCGAGCAUUGGCUUAUCUGCUGCGACACUCGUCGCUGAAGGUGAAGAUGGCCCAAGCCUUUGAAUCGGAGGCAAGCGAGGCACCAGGUCAAAUCCGCGAUCUGUUCUCCCGUAUCCUGGAACAGGUAUUGGGCAUUGGAGACUCCAUGCGGAACGUGAAGCCAGUCAACCAGGCCAGUGGCGAGGUUCUCAGCGCGCUGUUUGGCACGCUGUCGCUGGCUGAUUUCCUUGACACCAUCGAGGUCCUGCUUCAACGGCGCAAUGACGAACUUCGCCGAAAGGUGCUCCGGCUCCUGGAAGGCCGGCUGCGUCAGAACCCCGAACGGGACAGCACAUCGCAGAACCGGAUGCUGGACUUCCUGCCGACGCUGGUCGAGAUCGUGGAGUCGUCGCCCGACAUCCUUCUCAAGCACGCGGCGGUGGCCUGUAUCGAUCGCAUCGCCGACAAGUACGGCAAGAAGGACCCGUCCAAGGUCAUCCCCGCGGCUACCGUGGUGGCCAGUGAGACGUGCAUUGGUCAAGAUGACGACCGCAUCCGCAUCAUGGGUGUGCUCUGCUUAGCCUCGAUGGCCGAGGUUCUCGGACAGGCGAUGAUUCCAGCGUUACCCGGAGCACUCAGUCGAUCCCUGGCUCUGCUGGAGCUCAGCAUGCAGGAUGGCCAGGAGAACCCUCGACUGCAUGACGCCGUCUACUCCCUCCUCUCGGCAUUGUUCGUGCAUCUCCCUUACAUGCUGUCUGCGUCGCACCUGGACCAGAUCCUCCUCCUCUCGUUCCGAUCGGCAGCUUCCGCAGAGAACGAGGGCGACAACCGGCAGGAAGCGCUGCGAUUGAUGGCGCGAAAGAUCGACAUGGCCGCGACACUGGGGGCAGUGGAUCGCAACUGGCAGCAGGCCACGGCAGCAGGACCGGAGGCGACGAAGGAGGUUCUACAGAUGAUCGGACUCGCGAUCGAGAAACAUCCGAAGUCAGCGAUCGUGAAGAACCUGUCAGUUCUAACUACGUUGCUAUUCAAGACCUUCGACCUACGACGGGAGCAACUGUCCCUAGGAUCAAAGGCGACGUUCGACGUGUCGGACGUAGACGAGGUCGAGGACCGCAUCAACGAAGUGACGAUCAAGAUGAUCUACAAGCUGAACGACACAGCGUUCCGACCGAUCUUUGUCCGGAUGAUGGACUGGGCGCACACGGGGGUUUCGAAGAAAGAUACGCAGGGCAACGUGGCGCGACUGACGACGUUUUACAAGUUCCUGCAGGUAUUCUUUGGGACACUUCAAUCUAUUGUGACGGGCUAUGCUAGCUAUAUUAUGGAGAGUGUUGUUUCGGUUCUGAGCCGAGCCAGACCAUCAGAUCAACAUACGAAGACUCUUUGGUUGGCGACGAUGCGCAUGCUUCGCAACGCGUUCGAACAUGACCAAGAUGAAUUUUGGCAAUCCCCAUCCCACCUCAGCGCCAUCUCGCAACCGCUGAUCUCGCAGCUGGGCCACGCGACGAACUCCCACAGCGCCAAUCUGGUGAUGGGCGAGGCGGUGCCGACAAUCACGGAGCUGGCGGUGGCGGCCGACUCGACGGACAACCACAAGGAGAUCAACACGGCUCUGAUGCAGUUCCUGCGUGCGUCCGCCGACGAAGGAGACAGCGCUUUGACACGACUGGCGGCGUUGAAGGCGGAGCAGGCGCUGACGGAGCAGCUGGGGGAGGAGUGGUUGGCGCUGUUGCCGGAGAUGUUGCCGUAUAUCAGCGAGUUGAUGGAGGAUGAGGAUGAGAGGGUGGAACGGGAGGUGAGGAAAUGGGUGAAGCAGAUUGAGGGGGUAUUGGGGGAGAGAUUGGAUGAUAUGUUGACAUGA
This is a messenger RNA of Aspergillus tanneri, 5400 nucleotides long. RefSeq names its product snoRNA-binding rRNA-processing protein UTP10 (gene utp10). Gene Ontology annotation, cellular component: t-UTP complex; small-subunit processome; 90S preribosome. Gene Ontology annotation, biological process: positive regulation of transcription by RNA polymerase I; maturation of SSU-rRNA from tricistronic rRNA transcript (SSU-rRNA, 5.8S rRNA, LSU-rRNA). Gene Ontology annotation, molecular function: snoRNA binding. The transcript is spliced from 5 exons. The coding region runs from base 1 to 5400 and encodes 1799 amino acids. Lineage: Eukaryota; Fungi; Ascomycota; Eurotiomycetes; Eurotiales; Aspergillaceae. The record is from RefSeq and is a predicted model, not a curated record.